Plasmodium malariae is the source of this 633-nucleotide messenger RNA. Its product is annotated as fam-l protein. The record is from RefSeq and is a predicted model, not a curated record. NCBI's taxonomy places the organism in Eukaryota, Apicomplexa, Aconoidasida, Haemosporida, Plasmodiidae. The transcript is spliced from 2 exons. Bases 1 to 633 code for a protein of 210 amino acids.
AUGGGGAGAAAAAUGAAGAUUUUACCUUUUAUUAAUAUUUUUACGUAUAUAUUUUUCUCUUCGAUAUAUAAUUUUUACAUUGAAAAGAGUACUUUCUAUAAAUAUGGAAAUGUGAAGAUUAUUGUUGAUGGGAAAUUAUGUACAAGAAUUAAUAGAUAUCUAGCAAAAUGUAACCAGAAUAAAGAUUUACAUAUUGUUGAAUUAAAAGAAGAAAUACCAAAUAAUAGAGUAUAUGAAAAAAAAAAAGAUAUAUCUAAUAAUGAAAAAGAAUCUACAGGAAAAAAAGAACAACCAAUUGGAUGUUCAUUAGAGAAUUCGAACGUCAAUAGAUCAUUUGUAAAACAUAAAUCCUGUAUGUUUGAAACAAAAAAAUACUCUCGUCGAGAAAAAAAAAUAUUCAAAGAACUUGAUUAUAUAGAUUUUCUUAAAAGGAACAAGAAUAUUAGUGAUAAGACUUACAAAAAAAUAAUGCGUAAAAAAUUCUCAUUACGAUUAGGAUCACCUUUAUUAUUGUUUUUGUUGUUAUCAACUCUACUCAUAGUAGAUAUAUCUCUGUGUUAUCCAUCUGGAGGAAAGGGAUUUUUGGAAUUAUCAGGAUUGAAAUCGAUUUUAAGUUCCUUGGGGAAACUUUGA